UGACGUGUGCGGACGUGUGUCUUCUCCUCUCUGUCUUUUGUAUCGCAGUCGUGUGAAACGGGCCAAGUGAAGCAAAACAUAAAUAUUCAAAGAAAAAUAUAUAUAAAUAUCAUAAAGAAAAUAUAUAUCGAAAGCAAGAAUAUAUGAAAGUGUUUAAAGUGCUGACAAUGUGCAGAAACAAACAUGAAGUGUUACAUAUUGAAAUGCAUUGAUAUCAAACAGUGCUAAAAACAAAGAUUAAAGCCAAGUCAAAGGCAAGCAAAAGUAUCAACCACAAUUGCAAUUGCAAUUCUAAUAUUAAACAACACAAUCGAAGCUAAAGCAAAGGCCAACGCCAUGGCAGCACUCGCUUAUAAAUGGAUUAAAAACAACAACAACAACAGCAGACAGUCAACAACACAGCUGCAAUGGUUGCUGUCGCGCUCAGCAAUAUUGCUGCUGGUUGUGCUCAGCAUGUUGCCGCUGCACGCCAGCAGCAACAGCAUCAACAGCAGCAAUAGCAACAGCAGUAGCGACAACUUGGAGGAGUUGGGCGUGGCGACAAGACCACUGAAACUCGAGAUGGAGCAACAGCAAGCAAACUCUUUGCCCGCCGACAGCAGCAGCAGCAAUAAUUUAAUACAGCGCAAGUAUUUGGUGAUGCAUGCUGCUCUCAAUGGCGCCACUGGCAGCAACAGCAACAACAACAACCAAAACAACAACGAUCACAGUCGCUCGUUGAAGCGCGUUUCGUUGACCAACUCGAGCAUCACGUGCAACGAUGGAACUCACGCUGGAUUCUAUCUGCGAAAGCAACCAAACUCCAAGAAAUGGAUUGUGUUCCUCGAAGGUGGUUGGCAUUGCUUCGACAAUCGCUCGUGUCGUGCUCGCUGGAUGCGUCUGCGUCACUUGAUGACCAGCUCCCAGUGGCCAGAGACCAGAGAUGUUGGUGGCAUUUUAUCACCGCAUGCCGAGGAGAAUCCUUAUUGGCACAAUGCCAAUCAUGUCCUAGUUCCUUAUUGCAGCAGCGAUUCCUGGUCAGGAACUCGCACUGAACCCGAUUCACGUGAUCUGGAGAACAAUUGGCGCUUCAUGGGCGCCUUGAUCUUACGGCAAGUGAUUGCUGAUCUCAUUCCCUUGGGUUUGGGUCGCGUUGCUGGCGGAGAACUCUUGCUCGUUGGCUCCUCAGCUGGUGGUUUAGGUGUCAUGCUCAAUCUGGAUCGUGUUCGCGAUUUCCUCGUCAACGAACGCAAGCUUCAGGUCACAGUUCGUGGUGUCAGCGACUCGGGUUGGUUCCUGGAUCGUGAACCUUACACUCCAGCUGCUGUCGCCUCCAGCGAGGCUGUUCGUCUUGGUUGGAAACUGUGGCAAGGACUCCUGCCCGAGGACUGCACCAAGGCACAUCCCACCGAGCACUGGCGCUGCUACUUCGGCUAUCGAUUGUACCCCACGCUAAAGACUCCUCUGUUCGUGUUCCAGUGGCUCUUCGACGAGGCGCAGAUGCGAGCGGACAACGUUGGCGCUCCUGUGACUCCUCAGCAAUGGAACUACAUCCACGACAUGGGCGGAGCUCUGCGCUCCUCGCUGGACAAUGUGAGCGCUGUGUUUGCUCCCAGUUGCAUUGGCCACGCGGUGCUCUCGAAACGCGAUUGGGUGAACAUCAAGAUCGAUGAUAUUUCGCUGCCUGCUGCGCUGCGUUGCUGGGAGCAUUCAACACGCCAGCGACGCAAGCGACACGACAAACUCAAGCGAUCCACGGAGGCAACCACAACAGCAUUGCAACAGCAACAGCAACAGGAGCAACAUCCGAACCAAAGACAUCAGCAUCAGCAGCGACAUCGUCAGCAUCGCCUGCAGAAGCUGAACAAUGUGGAGGAGUCGGUGAAUCAAUCGAAUCCACAACGAAAACGCAAUCAUCUGAGCAAAGAACAACGCGAGGAGCGAAAACGCAGGCGGCAGCAGCGUCAAGAGCGACAGCGACGCAAGCAGCGACGUCGCCAGCAGCAACAGCAGCGCAAACGUGAAAACGAAGCCAACAACCAAAAGUUGCAGCAGCGACAUCGCCAACCGCUGACAGCAGAGCAGCAAGUGGAGAGAAAGCAACAACGACAGCAGCAGCGACGUCGCAAGUUGCAACAGCAGCAGCAGCAGCAGCAGCAACAGUUGCAGCAGAAACAGUUGCUGCAGCAGGAGCAGCCAAGCAGCGAGCCGCAAAAGCGACGCGCUUCGAACAGCGCCUCGAAGCCGGCAACAAAAUCGAAGCAGCGACAACGUUUGCCACGAGUGCCAGAGAAAUGCGGAUUGCGGUUGCUCGAACGUUGCAGCUGGCCACAGUGCAACCAUUCGUGUCCCACGCUCACGAAUCCAUUGACAGGCGAAGAGAUGCGCUUCCUAGAGCUGCUCACUUCCUUUGGCCUGGACAUCGAAGCAGUGGCUGCUGCUUUGGGUGUUGAUAUGCAUACUCUAAACAACAUGGAACGCACCGAACUCGUGAAUCUGCUGACGCAACAAGUCAGCUGAAAGAGAAAGAGAG
Molecule: messenger RNA, 2512 nt
Organism: Drosophila nasuta
Lineage: Eukaryota; Metazoa; Arthropoda; Insecta; Diptera; Drosophilidae
Gene: Notum
Product: palmitoleoyl-protein carboxylesterase notum
Exons: 4
Coding region: 337-2499 (720 amino acids)
Molecular function (GO): hydrolase activity
Source: RefSeq, a predicted model, not a curated record